GCCAGCGCCUACCCAGGUGCGCGCCGGCGGCGGCACAGAGCGAGCGAACGAGCGGGCGGGCGGCGGCGCGGCUCUGCGCUCCUCCCUUCGGUCCCUCCGCCUUCUCUCUGCCGCGGAUGUCGGCGCCGCCGCUGCGUGCGGGAGAGGAGCGGCCGCGCGGACAGCGCCCCCCCGGGCGCCGGCACGGAUUUGUAGAAGAUCCUGGAACACAGAGGAGCAGCUGAGAGCCUUCAGACCAUUUAUUGUCUUCUCUUACAAAAUCAACUUUCAUCUUCUGGAUGUCCAAGCCUUUCACACCAAAUUUUAAGCUUUACAUUUCCUGCCUGACAACAAAUUACGCUCUCGGUCUGUUGUUAUUUUAAGGGGCUGGGGAGCUGAAUUCACUAGCUGACCAGCAUGGCUAAGAUUAGAUUAGUUUUAACUGUUUGCCAGGUGGUGCUAGAAUUGCUAACGAAUUCAUUAACUGAGUCUUCCGUACAGAGUAAUGAAUGUCCCCAGCUCUGUGUGUGCGAAAUCAGGCCAUGGUUUACACCACAGUCAACAUACAGGGAAGCCACAACAGUUGACUGCAAUGACCUUCGUUUAACAAAAAUCCCCAGCAAUCUUUCCAGUGACACUCAAGUCCUUCUGUUACAAAGCAACAAUAUUGCAAAGACCACAGAUGAACUCCAACUGCUAUUUAAUUUAACAGAGUUAGAUUUUUCACAAAAUAACUUCACAAGCAUCAAAGACGUGGGGCUCUCAAAUCUUACUCAGCUGACUACUUUGCACCUGGAGGAGAACCAGAUCAUGGAGAUGACUGACUACUGCUUGCAAGACCUUUGCAAUCUUCAGGAGUUAUAUAUAAAUCAUAAUCAGAUCAGCAGCAUUUCUGCAAAUGCAUUCUCUGGCCUGAAGAAUCUUUUAAGAUUACAUCUCAACUCCAACAAAUUGAAGGUUAUUGACAGCCGUUGGUUUGAUUCUACUCCUAACUUAGAGAUUCUUAUGAUUGGAGAAAAUCCGGUGAUUGGAAUACUAGAUAUGAACUUCAAACCUCUCUCCAAUUUAAGGAGUCUUGUUUUGGCAGGUAUGUAUCUCACAGACAUCCCUGGCAAUGCCUUGGUAGGCUUGGACAGUCUUGAAAGUCUUUCCUUCUAUGACAACAAGUUGGUAAAAGUUCCUCAGCUUGCACUUGAAAAAGUUCCAAAUCUAAAAUUCCUGGAUCUCAACAAAAAUCCAAUUCAUAAAAUUCAAGAAGGUGAUUUUAGAAACAUGCUUAGAUUGAAAGAGCUUGGAAUCAAUAACAUGGGGGAGCUUGUUUCUAUGGAUAGGUACGCGCUGGACAACCUGCCUGAACUUACAAAGCUGGAAGCCACCAACAACCCAAAGCUGUCUUACAUCCAUCGUUUGGCCUUUCGUAACGUCCCUGCCCUGGAGAGUUUGAUGCUGAACAACAACGCCUUGAACGCCGUCUACCAAAAAACAGUGGAGUCCCUCCCAAACCUGCGUGAGAUCAGCAUCCACAGCAACCCCCUGCGGUGCGACUGCGUCAUUCACUGGAUCAACUCAAACAAAACCAACAUCCGCUUCAUGGAACCUCUCUCCAUGUUCUGCGCCAUGCCUCCAGAGUACAGAGGACAACAGGUAAAAGAAGUGCUAACACAGGAUUCAAACGAGCAGUGUCUUCCAAUGAUCUCUCACGAGACCUUUCCAAAUCACUUGAACUUGGACAUUGGCAUGACGGUGUUCUUAGACUGUAGGGCCAUGGCAGAACCCGAGCCAGAAAUUUACUGGGUCACUCCCCUCGGAAAUAAAGUCACUGUUGAAAGCCUCUCUGACAAAUACAAGCUGAGCAGCGAAGGCACCUUGGAAAUCUCCAACAUCCAGAUUGAAGACUCCGGGAGGUACACCUGCGUUGCUCAGAACGUAGAGGGAGCUGACACCAGGGUCGCCACAAUCCGGGUGAACGGAACGCUUCUGGAUGGCACCCAGGUCCUGAAAAUCUUUGUGAAGCAAGCUGAAUCACAUUCCAUUUUAGUUUCUUGGAAAGUUAACUCCAAUGUCAUGACUUCCAAUUUAAAGUGGUCGUCGGCUACUAUGAAGAUUGACAACCCUCACAUUACAUACACCGCUCGGGUCCCAGUUGAUGUACACGAAUACAACCUCACGCAUUUACAACCUUCUACAGAUUAUGAAGUGUGUCUCACUGUGUCCAACAUCCACCAACAAACACAAAAGUCCUGUGUUAACGUUACAACAAAAAAUGCAGCUUUUGCGCUUGAUAUUUCAGACCAGGAAACCAGCACUGCUCUGGCAGCGGUCAUGGGAUCCAUGUUUGCUGUAAUUAGCCUUGCCUCCAUUUCUGUUUACAUUGCAAAAAGAUUUAAGAGGAAAAACUACCACCAUUCGUUGAAAAAAUAUAUGCAAAAGACCUCCUCAAUCCCCCUGAAUGAGCUCUAUCCUCCACUUAUUAAUCUCUGGGAAGGCGACAGCGAUAAGGACAAGGAUGGUUCUGCAGAGACCAAGCCGACCCAAGUCGACACAUCCAGAAGCUAUUACAUGUGGUAACUCAGAGGAUAUUUUGCUUCUGGUAGUAAGGAGCACAAAGACUUUUUUGCUUUAUUCUGCAAAAAUGAGAAGUUGAAGACUUUUGUAUUUUUGACUUUGCUAGUUUGUGGCAGAGUGGUGAGGACAGGUGGAUAUUUCAGAAUUUUUUAGUAUAGCGUAUCGCAAUUGUUUGACACAAAUGGCAGCUUCACCUAGCUUCCAGAUUUCUUUUUUUUUUUUUUUUUCCUUUUUUUUUCUUUUUUUAGUUAUUGUGCUAAACUUAAUGCUGUUCUAACUGCAGUGCUGAAUGAAAUUAAUGAGAGGCUGGGGUUACCUGUGAUUCAAAAGUAGCACAACCCCAUUCUUCUGAAGCCAUCAGUAGAGUACAGUAUCUUGCAAAGCUAACAUACAGUUUUGAAACUGCAUUGAACUAGUUUUGUAAUGCUGGUCUGAGGACUCAAACUGAGGAAAAGGAGACCCUGAAGGAUGUUAGUUGACUGUACUGUAAUGUUGUAUCAACUGAUUUGAAUGUUUUUGACUUUGGACAAUGAGUUAUCUUUUUUCUUUUCGUAGUAGUUGAAAAGGCUUAGGUAAAGCUAACAGGCAAUAGAAAUGUGUACACCUGGGUUUUUAGUGUAACAGACUAAAUGUUAAUUGUUCUCUUCUUUUUAUUCUCUUCAGUAGACACCUUUGAAAAACACUGGAGUUUUGUUGUGCUUAAGCCACCGCCCCUGGUGUUUAACAAAGGCAGAGCUAUAAUAACUUUAGUUUUGUUCUGAUUUUUUUUUAUUUUAGAAGUCACAAUAAUGUAUUGGUUUUAGAUGUCACUAGUUUGACUGGUGAUCAUGUUUUGACAUGAAAUAUACCCAAACUGUCAUAGAAAAAUAUUGUGUUUUUUUCUCCAUGGGAUUACAUUUCAGCUAAGUUACAGGGUUGUUUUUUUGUUGUUGUUUUUUUUUUAAUGCAUUUAUUUUAAUAGUGUUUUCUCUGCACUGGAUGCAAAAUACUGAAGAUAAUUGGAAAACUAGGUCUGGCAUUUAGACUGUAAGUCACAUGCAGAAUCAAAACUGUUUGGCAUAAGGUACACAGCAAAAAAAAUAAUUCAGCGUAUAAAAACUUUUCCUUUUUGUAUACUUUUCUGUUUAUGUUCGGAGCUGAGACAGAAAUGAAGCUGACAUUUAGCUGUCAUUAUGAUCAGUUAGGACAAAAACCAACUCAGUGCUCCCAAACUGAAAGAAAACAACCAAAUCCUGGCAUUACGUUUGAAAAAAAUGUGCAUGGGAUUGAUGUGCCCUCAAGAGCAGAAAGUGAGACAGCUAAACCCAACCUAACAGUAACAAGUUCGGGUCCGAUAUGGAACUGUAGUUUCACCAGGCUUAAAGUCAACAAGGACUCUGAGCAUUUCACUGGAUUGGUCUGUUCAAGUGGAAGGCCUCAGCAAGCACUGGUGUGUGUGUGUGCACUGGGUACAUCAACACAUAAGGGACAGUUGAACCUACAGAAGCUUUGUACGUCGUCUUUUCUGAAUCCACUGGAGUUCUCAGCAGGACUGCACACAGGCACAGCAGGGGGGUUCUGGUGGAGCCUGUGGUUGCAGUUACACCGGAUCCCUAACGAGCAAGCACAGAGUUUUCUACGCGUUCCGACCACUUGUCGAUGUGCAACCUUUUAAAUGUUUUUACAUGCCAAAUGUUCUUAGUGAGUAAAAGUUAAUUGUUACAACAAUGGAUGUGCCUGGAUUUUGGGGUUGAAGUUUUGUUUUUGUUUGGUUGGUUUUUGUUAACUCACUAAUUUAUCUAAGCGAGAAAAAAAAAAAUCAGCACUCACCCAAAAUUGCAGACAGCUUCCAACUUCUCUCUUCCCUCCAGCCAACGGUCUGCAAGUGAAAAAGUCAGUGUAGUUUUAUAGGUGUGUUUUGGUGCAGAACCCUCAGUCUCUCAGAUACAUGCCUCGUCAAUUUGCAUUUCGAUGCAAAGCUGAGUGAAGCUAUUAAUUAUGCAUUUAAAUCAAGUACUUCUGCUACACACAAUUUUUUAUACGUUCAUGAGAUCUCACGUUUUUAAUCACAUGAUAGUUACAUGUUGGGAUUAGGCAAGUGGCCUUUGAUCAUGGAGAAGCAGCAUGCUGCCAGCAUUCACGUGUCACCUUCUCCCGUAUUUUAUGUUAAUGCAAAAUCUCCCCUUGCCUUCUCCUCCAGAAAAGCUUAAGAGCAAUAAUUACCACCUUGUGUAUAUGCUAUCCUAACCUUAAAACUGCCUCUACCAUUAUAACAAUGAUAAUGAAUUAAAACUGAGAUAUCUUUUGCACUGAAGAUUCACUGUACUUUUUCCAGAGAAAAGGACAUAGGGAGGACAAGGUUGACAGCAAAAUUACAGCUUCCAACUUGCACAACAUCAUAAAAUUGUCUUGAGAAAGCAAUUAUUGAGCAGGUGUCAGAUGCUGCAGAGCAGGCCCCUGCCUCCCCCACCUUCCUGCAGCACUCGUGCAGCUGUGCCACAAACACUCGGUCACAACAAGCUUUCACCUGAGCCUCCUGUCCGACGGGGUCGGUGUAUGGGAAGGGAAGCAAUGUCUGAUGUGUUCCUUGCCGCUGGGGAAAUUACGUGCCUGCUCUUCCCUGCAGACCUAUUUGGCAGUUUUAUGUCAUUUGUUAUCAUUAUAGUGCAAUGCUGUUAAAGAACAGCGAGAGAAAAUGGCCUUAUGACAGUCAUACACUUCUGGAUGUGCUGAUCUGUAGUAUUUCAGGGCAGCUGAUGUUGCUGGGGCUCUGGCAGAGAGAUGCAGGUUCCCUGACAACAGCUCAACAGCCACAACACCCUGUGAGUGCCGCACAUUCUGCACAUACAGCCACCAGUGACAUGUAUUUUCAGCCUUGUAAUCUGUGCCCUUAGAGCUCUGUACAGUUCUCCUGGAAAUUUAAAAUUCUGCUAAUAAAAGGAAAAAAAAAAACCAACAGUGGGUAAGAGAUUAAUGACAUGUGGCAUAUAAUCUUAGCAAAUAACCUUCAGCCUUGUCCUAGCAAUUCUGUGCUUGCAGUUUGUUGUAAGCAAAAAAUAAAAAUAUUCUCUUUGCCUAAUUGCCUUCAAAAUAUAUUUGCAUCUACCAUUCACUGGAGACAAAAACACCUCCGGUUUGCUCAGAACCAGAGAUGGAGCCUGGCUGCUAUAAAGCAGCAUGGGAAGAACCACGGUUGUCUUUCACUUGGCUAGCUGUUCAGAAAUGCUGUGUAAGAGUAGAUAUCUCAUACCCAACUAAACGUCUGCAGUGUUACUUCCACCUGAUUUCCCAAUAAUAAACUAUCCUUGUGCCCUGAAGAGCAAGUCGCUUAUUCAAGAGUGGUAUUCAGUACUCCAGCUACAUCCACUUUGCACUUCCUCACCCAAACUGUAACAUCCUCUUGCAUCAAGAAGGGAUCUUCUCACCUGUGGACCCAUGCUCACGCUGGACAUGAACUUGGAUUACAGCACACAGGUGUCACAGCCGUGUAUUCCUGCUGCAGGAUCUGCCUUCUCAGCACACUGCACUGACAUCCCAGCACCCAAGGCAAGGUGGACGCACUAGGCCUGAAGUUCUUCAUGACAACCCUGAGUGCCUCCGUGGGAGAAAGCAAAUGUUGCAUGCAGCCUGAGUUUAAAUACCACUGUUGCAUCCCAUGGGAGAGUCCUGCUACCGAUAACAUCUUUUACCUCUGUUUCCAACUACAGAGAUAUUUACACUGGGGAACCUCCAUCCAUCCAUCCCCAGCGCAUCCCUGCAGCACCUGCCUGCCUCCUCCUGCCCUCUGCCACUUGGGCAAACCCUGCAGAGCCCUGCGAAUCUCAGGAUUUCAUGAGAGUCACCAAAGGACUUGGAAUUUGUGUUUAACUUUGCAGAUCCCUGCUUUCUCUAUCGACGCUUUUCCCUUCACCUCCUUCUUAGCCUGUUUUCCUUUCAGCUGUUUUCCUUUGAGGACCACAGCAGCAGCUGGCUGGCAGCAGGAUGCAGCUUGUGGCUCAACUUGUAUCAUGCAACAUUUCAGUGCUGCCCCUCUGCCUCCACAUUACUGCAAAUGAAGACAACUUUCCCCUUAGCAAAAAAGCUCUAUGUCUUCCCAUGUCUCUGUUUCACAUCUUUUUCCUUAUUUUUGAACGCAUUAUGAGAUCUCCUCUGUUACUUUUUCUACUGGUAUAAAAGCAACGACAGACUUCUUUUUCUUUCCAGUAAAGGUGACUUACCAUAAAAAUUUGUACUACUGUAUAUUUAUGUCACGUAGACCAAAGGAAUGCUGAAUCAUAACAGGUUUUGAAAUACAAGAAAUAAACACAAUGGAAAAGACAACUGAUCAUGAAGUAGAAUUUUCAUAAGGAACUGAAUGAGUUACAAGCUUACAUCUCAUUAACUUCAGUGAUGCCUCAGCUCUGGAAAAGGUAAAGCAGAUCCUAAUGGAGAGCUUCAGGAAGUGUUAACUUGUCUGAAAUCCUGGACAGCUCUGAGACAUUUUCUGUGGAAUUCUGUAACAUGGAUUUUUACAAAGAUCAUUUGAAACCAUAAUCCUCAUUUCAGUUGAGGGAAUGGUGAGAAUGGGAUUUAAAUCCUACCACCUUCAGUGAGUAUCACUGAUUUUCAGAAGUCUAAACAAGGUCUGCAUUUUUGGCAGCUGCAGUGCCAGAUUUCUGCUCACAACCACACACCUGGAGGAAAAAUUCCCAGCAGAUUUUUUAACAGCAGCUUUUCCGCCUGCAGCCUUUUCUGCUGGACUUCAUUCCAAGCAAGAAGUAAUACAUAACAAAAGAUCAGGGCAGAGAAAGAAGAAGAGCAAUAACUGAACUGUCAACCAUGUCCAGAGCCAAAGAAGGUUCUUGGAUGUGGAAAGCCACAAAGUCCACACAGCACGUUUACAGGCCGUGCAGAACCCAACGGUGCAGGUCAACUCAUUGCUCUGCAACAAACACAAGCUCAUAACUGGUAUUCCUGGUUUCAGCUAUUAAAUUAUGCUUUUAUACUUGCAAUCCCAUUUGAAGAGGUCUCAAUAAUAGUAAUAACAAAAGGCUUUGUAGGAAAGGGUAUGAAUAAAUUUAGGCCUGACAAUAUAAUCUCAGUGGCUUUGCUUGUAUCAUCAGCUCCGUAAAGUUCUGCCAGCUGCUGUGGGAAGCUGAGCCGAGCACGGGCUGCAGCCCAAGCACCAACUGCUCCAGGAGGGGCUCCCAGCACCAGCAGGGCACCUCCUGCACAGCACUGAGCCCCAGGGGUGUCCCUCUGCUGUGUGCACAGCUGCACAACGGCCAACACAGCAACUUCCCAACACUGACCUGAGCAUCUCGGGGAACACUGAUGAAGGUGCAGAUGUUUAAGUGCGUUGCUAAAUAGCACUGCCAAUGAUCAUCUUCAAUUGCAAGAGCUAUCUAAGGCUGUUUGCAAGUCUCUAAAUGGCAAACUAAAAUUGGUUUUGUGGAAAAUGAUGUCGUUAGCAGUUACUGUACUGCUCCCUAUUCUCCCAUAGCACGAAGUUCUGCUGUCACACAUCACAUGGGAGCAAUGAUGCAGGAGUGGCUUCUGUGCCUUCAAAGUUCUUCCAUAUCAAGACUGCCACUGAGAGGGCCCAGGAACAUUCAAGGUCAUUGACCACAAUGAGCUUUUCCUAAACUAAGUCUCCAGGAAAAGACCAGGAGAUCUCCAGUUGUAUUUUAAAGAGAUUUGGACACUAAAUUUCCUUGGGAACAAUCUGGAAAUCCCAUCUCAAAAGAGUUUGUAGUCAGUGUGCGUUCUCCAGUGAUACACUCUCGUCCAUCUGACCACAUGAAUUCAACUUCCAUGUCUCAGAUCCCUAUCCUCGAGUCUUAGCAUGGUUUGGGUUGGAAGGGACCUCAAAGAUCAUGCAAUUCCAACCUCUCUCCUCCUGAAGUCAGUAUGAACCACAUCCCUUGCUUCUGCAGGCAACGGCUCGCUUCAGGAAAGCGACAGGAGUGUCUUGACAGACAGACAUCAGGGAAAAACAACAGUUUAAUGCAAACAUAUUACAAACCAUGUACAAGUGCAUGUUAUUUCCUUCCUGCUCUCUCCCGCUUCUUUCUCACACUUUCAAAAUCUUAACACCACUGUAUUUAUUCUCUUUUCCAUGGGUGAACCAGCAAUAGGUUCGUAUUUUGUUAGCAAGUAUAACAAAAAUCUAGGUGAAAAUAUCCUCCAUACCUUAUCAUGCCAGCAGUCCUUCUUGUUAAUGUAAAAAUCAUACUCCCAAAGAACAAAGAAAUUCUAUAAAAUCAUUCUAAAUAAAGUCUCAGACAAAGGCUGUAUGAACAAAAUUUUUGGUAUCAUUCUCUAAUUCUGCUCAUUGCCCCAUUUCCUUUGUCAGAUGAAAACACGCUUGGACAGCAGGACAGAUCAAACACACCAACCACUGUUCCCUGCAGAAGACAGCACACCAUUCUGCUCCCAUGUAAGCUGAGCACUGUCCAAGUCAGGCUGAAGGCACAGCCUCGUCCUGCCUGUCACUGCUGCAGCACAGCCUUGUCUCUAUUACAGAUGCUCAGUAAGACAAAUACUGCAGUUAUCCUGGCAUAAAGAACGUAACCUUGUGUCAAUAAAGGCAAAGAACCUUUUUCUCUUCUGACACAUUGUAAACAGAGCAUCUUCUAAAAUCUUUCACCCAGCUCUGCACUUACACUUAGCAGUAAGCAAACAGAAGCCUAAUAGCAUGUGUCAAAUGAUCACCUGACAAAAGGCAAGCUUUGAAUGAAAAUCUUACCUACAGUAGAUAAUCUAAGCUAUUUAAUAACUCAAAUCAUAUGCAAAACAAAACUUAGUAACUCGUUCCAAUCAAUAAUAUACAUGAAGUCUGCAUAGGAACUAUGAAUGUUCUUUGACAAAAGCCACUAAACAGAUGGUAUUAAAGAGUUAAUAAUAUUUCAGGUCCUGUUAUCUAAACACACAGAAUAUCUCUCAACACCUCGAAGCCACACUUUCUUCACUUCCUCCAGCUGCACACAACUUUCUGUGACCCCUCUGUAAGCACACGAGCUUCUCAUCCCACCGAGGCUCCUGAAACAGCCAUUUGCUAUGGACUGCAGGGGGCUGGGACAGAAAGAGACCAACAGUCAGUUCUCAGGAGGCUGCUACACUUGAGCAGCUCAGAGCCAUCCCUGCAUAUGAACCUGGAAUCCUCUGCAGUUUUGAUCCCUCAAGCAAAAAAAAAAAACCACAUGAGCCAACCCAAACAUCUUUCUCUUAAAGAAAUCAAAACAAGCAAAGGAGCAGAGAACGCGAUUAGAAAGAAAGGAUGAGGAAGGGGAAUGCAUUUAGGCCAUAGGUAUUUGAGAGUGGUCAUGUUAACUACAGUUCAGUACAAAGAGUAACAACAUCACGGAGGAAUGAGCAUCGUUUAUUCCAGACAUUAACAGCAAAUCGAAGAGCAGAUACCACGUGGUGAUGGAAAUGAAGGCUGGAGGGCUCGGACUCCCUGCCUGCCUUCCUGCACAGCAGAGGGCACACAUUUCAGCUGCUGUUUCUUGCAUCAGGUUUAAGUAAGUGUAGCUGAGCAAGGCUCUUAGAAUUUUCAGAAAGAUAUAAAAUCCGAAUUAGAUUUACAGAGAAAAACGCCGGAGCCCUUGGCUAAGCAGCUCCAAUCGUGUUUUUUCUUGACGUCCACUUUUAAAACCUCAUUUGUAAUUUGAACUUUCCUAAGUAUUCCAGUGCUCAGACUUCUAUUAAUACAAAUGCACUGUGACAAACCCAUGGUGGAAUGGACGGCGGGCCUGCCUGUCCUGAAUGCCAACAACGUGUGCUACAGAUUAAACAAACUCCACUGAAAUGGGAAAUCCUGCUGCCGCCAGUCUGACAGUGACAGCUUCCACUCUGAUGCAGCACCUCAUUAGAAUAAGCAGCAGUGCAAUUAACUCCUUGUUCAUAUACGAUUUGCGCUGUGACAAAGAAUAAUUUUGCUUCAAUGAAGAUCUCAGUGUUUGACUUGCAAGUUGUGCAAGCCGUGGAAGCGCAGCCGGAUGACUGACGAGAUUCUUUCUGCUUUAAUUGCAAUUCUGGAUAGGAAUACGGUGUUCCUUCACACAAAACAGCAAUAAAUCACAUCUACGUCUCCCUGUUGUGUGAGAGAGCAGCAGUGCUCUCAGUACAACCAUAAUGCUUGCACUUUCACUCUUCCUCUCCACAUAUGUGCCACUUACACUGUGACAAGAUGGAAAAGAUGUUGAGGAAGUUUGCACGUCGAGUUGCCCAAUGGCAUUUACAGAAAUGACAGCACCCACCAGCAGCUGAUGUACAGAAACUACUAAGCAUCCCUUCCUACCCUUUUGUAGCCAUCCUUCUGCUUUAUUCACAUAGCGACUGAUAGCUGUGGCAGGAAGCAGCCCGUGAUGCCCAGUGGGGACCCGUCCCCCAGAAGGCUCCCACCCUUCAGACAGAGCUGGGGAGGAAACUGCAAACCACCAUCCAAGGCACAGCUCAGUUCAGUGCUACAAAAAAUCUACUAACAAAACUAUUGCACAAAAUUAACUGCAGAUACAGCCAGGAUGUUACAA
Molecule: messenger RNA, 11036 nt
Organism: Lagopus muta (rock ptarmigan)
Lineage: Eukaryota; Metazoa; Chordata; Aves; Galliformes; Phasianidae
Gene: LRRN1
Product: leucine rich repeat neuronal 1
Exons: 2
Coding region: 397-2547 (716 amino acids)
Molecular function (GO): protein binding
Source: RefSeq, a predicted model, not a curated record